CUGGGAGCGAAUGAGAGCUUUCUGUGGAGGUGGAAAGAAAGAUGCUUUUUCUGAGGCACCCGUGUACAAUGAACCUGGAGUGCAGUGCGCGAGGAGAACAUCCUCCUCUUCAAGGCUCAGACAUGGAGGCUCGUGCUGGCGGAAAGAUGGGGAAGAUAUCAGUGGGCUUCCAGAGGAGCUCCACCUCAGAUGACGACUCUGGCUGUGCAUUGGAGGAGUACACAUGGGUGCCACAGGGACUCAGGCCUGAGCAGGUCCAGAUGUACUUCUCCUGUCUACCAGAGGACAAGGUGCCAUAUGUCAAUAGCCCCGGGGAGAAGCACAGGAUCCAACAGCUCCUCUACCAGCUGCCGCCACAUGACAAUGAGGUGCGUUAUUGCCACACUCUCACUGAGGAGGAGAAAAGGGAGCUGCAUAUAUUCAGUGCCCAGAGGAAGAGGGAGGCAUUGGGGAGAGGAACACCAAAAAUCCUGCCCCAAGCUUUGCAGCAUACCCGCUGUGAAAAUUGUGGAGGAGGCAUCAAUGGAGGGGAGAUGGCAAUUUUUGCCUCCAGAGCAGGGCCAAGCCCCUGCUGGCACCCAGCAUGCUUUGUGUGUGCCACGUGUCAAGAACUGCUGGUGGAUCUGAUAUAUUUCUACCAAAAUGGCAAGAUCCUCUGUGGAAGACACCAUGCUGAGCUUCUCAAACCACGAUGCUCCUCUUGUGAUGAGAUCAUCUUUGCAGAUGAAUGCACUGAAGCAGAGGGUCGCCAUUGGCACAUGAAGCACUUUGCUUGCUUUGAGUGCGAGACUAUGCUAGGUGGACAGCGCUACAUCAUGAAAGAUGGCCAGGCUUACUGCUGUGGCUGCUUUGAGACACUGUAUGCAGAGUAUUGUGAGGCCUGUGGUGAAAACAUUGGUGUUGACCAUGCCCAGAUGACCUUUGAAGGUGUACACUGGCAUGCCACAGACCAGUGCUUCUCUUGUGCCCAGUGCAAGACAUCCUUGCUGGGCUGUCCCUUGCUGCCAAAGCAGGGUCGCAUUUAUUGCUCAAAGGCCUGCAGCCAGGGAGAAGACAUUCAUGCCUCUGACUCAUCUGACUCUGCCUUCCAGUCAGCCCGCUCACGUGAAUCACGGCGCAGUGUCCGCAUGGGGAAGAGCAGCAGUCCCCCUGCCACUGUCCCCUCAUUUGAGCACAAGUUUGGGGAUGGAGAGCGUGAUGGAGAUACAGAUGGUGAUAUUGAUGUUGUAGGGCAAAAACUGUCUUGUCUUGGCCUGGAGGAGGAAAGAUUCUGGAGGGAUCGGGAGGAGCAGGAUGCUGGGGGAGAGGAGGAUCCACAAGAGUGGGCCCAGCAUGAGGACUAUAUGACUCAGCUUCUGCUCAAGUUCGGUGACUGUGGGAUGUUACGGCAACUUCAGCAGCCAUCCUUAAAAUCUCCCACCCCUAACAGUGACAGAAACAAGCUAAUAAGUAUCUCUGACCCUUGGCUAAAACCUGACACCACAACCACAAGAGUUACUGCCUCCCCUCUCACCCCUGCCAGCUCCACCCCAAGCCAGACUUCCAGUCAAUCCCGAGCCAACAGCCCUGGACUGAUGAGCAAGAAGGACCUGCCUAAAUUGUACUGGGCCCAGUCACAGGAUGGGCUGGGAGACUCUGCCUAUGGGAGUCAUCCAGGCCCUGCAAGUACCAGAAAGAUCCAAGAGCUGGAGUUGGAGCAGGAUCAUGACCAACCUAGCACAGCAAGGCAGGCUUUGUGGCUGGACACCAGACAGUGGUAUGAAGACUCUCUAGAGUGUAUUGCAGAUGAGGUGAGGAAAGCUGAGCAAGGUGUUGGAGACUCCAUGGACUCUCUUGCACUCUCAAACAUCACUGGUGCAUCAGUGGAUGGUGAUGGCACAGACAGACCUAUAGUCUACACUUUUGCCAUGCAGAAUCCCUUGGUGGCAGAUGACUGUGAGAAGAUGAGUAAUAUGGGAACCUUUAAUUCCUCUCAUCUUCACCACAGUAACAACUCUUUGAACCUUAACAUGGAGAAGGAAUAUGAGGAGGCAGUUUUGGCAACAAGGGGAGGCACACCAGGAAGACUACUUUCAUUGUCCCCACAUUCGGAAGGUCUCCCUCCCUCCUUUGUCCAUGCCCCAGCUCUGAGGAGGAGCAAGUCCCAAUCCAGGCCUCCUCAGAUGGUAAAGUUCUCAGAAGACACUGUGGACAAUGGAUAUAAUGAUGGGUUUGGUGUCAAUAUCAGAAAGCAUCCUAUGAGUGAGAAGCCACAGCGGAGGGCAUACUGCCCAGAUAUAAGCAAAGAAAAAAGCCGCCCAACGAGCCACCAUGGGCAAAACAGGCAUCAUAACCACCGGCAAGGCCAGCAUCACAGGAGCCGCAAAACCCGCUCAGACAACGCACUUCACAUGGUGCCUUCAGAGAAAGCAGAGAGGCUGUAUAAGCCCCAGCAGCAGGUUCCAGUAAACCCUCCAUGUGGUGCCAUGCUCUUACAGCAUCCCUUACAUAGACUGCCCGUGGCCUACUCCCAAACCCGACCUGACUAUAUGCUUCGGGACUUAAGGCAAGGAGAUCCACAAGCUAAGCAUUUCACGGGCCUCUACAGAGAUGAAGAAGAUUGGUGCUCUACUUGCUCUUCCUCAUCAUCAGACUCUGAGGAGGAGGGCUACUUCCUGGGCCAGCCAAUCCCUCAGCCUCGAGUUGCUGGGCGCUACUACGCUGAGGACUACCCAACUAGGGUUACAGCCCUUUCUUCCCAGAGUCAUGGCUCACAGACUGGUCGUAAAAAGAGCCACCACUCUAAAAACUGUAUCAUCUCUUAACAGUUCAGAGUGUAUUUGCAUUAUAAUCUUCACUACACUAAGCAAUACUCACAUUUUCUGAUUAUAUGAUGGUUUACACAGAUCAAAACUGCCAAUAGGGAAGCAGUUUAAAACUUUGCAUGUGCAAACUGUUCAUUAUGCCCUAAUAUAAGGCAGAUGGCCAACAGUCAAAAUACAUAUCAUAUUUUAGGGUCAGAAAUAUACUGAUAGAAAAAAAAUUUAAUUAAAACCUGAGAGCAAAGACUGGAUCUGUGCAACAUACAGUGAGAAAAUCGGUUUUCUGUGCAUAAGCAAAUUUGACCUAGAUACUAGUUCAGUUUUAUCACCAAUACAGUGUUUGGACCAGUAAAUUUGGAAGCCAUUCUCUAGACAGUCAUUACAAAAUCAUGCAGUUUGUAUGAACAGCGGACAAACCUUUUCCUUCUAUUUCAGCAUCUCCCAUUAAGUUUUUAAAAUGUUCAAUGUUUGGCAGCAAUAUCUUUGUGUGCAUUAAAAUGGCAACACUAUUGUACACAGAGGUUGAAAGUUAAAGUAGAAAAUAGGUACUACCCAAAUACUUAUUUAAUGCAUAAUACAAAAUGAUAAUGUAUAUACUAAGUUAAGAUUUUAAUACUGGUAUUUUUGUAUCCAUGGUUUUAAGAAGUUUCUUUUCAAGUGUGUGAUAUAAAAAAACAGUUGUAAUGAUAAACAGACCUUGCUAAUAUUUUAUAAGAAACAACAAAGAAGGUGCCACUUCAUAAACUAUGUUCUUCGCAGUAAAGUGCCACAUUAAUCUGUAACAAUGUCUAUAACAUAUAUUCCAUAAUGGUAAUUAUUGGUGCACAAACGACAGUGACAUUUGCAUUUUCCAUAUUCAGCACAUCUGUUCACGACCUUUGCUCUACCAUAAUCAAAUAAAUGCUUUGUGAUGUAAAGAUGCUUGUAAUAAAUGUAUUUUCUUCCAAGCUUUAAAAAAAGAUUGUUCUGUUCCUGGGUUGCGACAUUAUUUCAUGAUCAAAAAACAGUUUGUAACACUGACUGCAGCAGUGUUUCACAAUGAGAUGCAAAGACUUUAUGGCAUUUUUCUUUUAAAAAUCAAAAACUGCUAAAACUUUACUUUGCCAAUAUAUACACCUUAAAGCUGCUUUGUAUUUAUACAAAAUCCUUAUGAAGACUGGAUGCACCUAAAUUUUAAAGUAAGGCACGUUGAUUGUAGUUGAGAAACAACAUACUAAAAUACAUGCAUGUCUGACUAAUACAUGCACUGCC
Molecule: messenger RNA, 4052 nt
Organism: Monopterus albus (swamp eel)
Lineage: Eukaryota; Metazoa; Chordata; Actinopteri; Synbranchiformes; Synbranchidae
Gene: prickle1b
Product: prickle homolog 1b
Exons: 9
Coding region: 42-2804 (920 amino acids)
Molecular function (GO): zinc ion binding
Source: RefSeq, a predicted model, not a curated record